This is a messenger RNA of Nyctereutes procyonoides (raccoon dog), 3366 nucleotides long. It is a transcript of the gene KRT80, whose product is annotated as keratin 80. Gene Ontology annotation, molecular function: structural constituent of skin epidermis. Gene Ontology annotation, biological process: keratinization; intermediate filament organization. Lineage: Eukaryota; Metazoa; Chordata; Mammalia; Carnivora; Canidae. Gene Ontology annotation, cellular component: keratin filament. The transcript has 9 exons. The record is from RefSeq and is a predicted model, not a curated record. The coding region runs from base 140 to 1501 and encodes 453 amino acids.
UGAGCACUGUAGGACAGGUGUUUGCUCCUCAGUCCCCAGCCUGCCCUGCCUGCGACCAGAGCCAGCCGCCCGCCACCUCUCGAAGGCUCGCUCACAUCCCCGCGCCCUCCCUCCCGCGUCCCGGGCCCGGGGGCCCGCGAUGGCCUGCCGCUCCUGCGUCGUUGGCUUCAGCAGCCUCAGCAGCUGUGAGGUGACCCCUGCGGGCGGCCCCCGGCCUGGGACUUCGGGAUGGGGCAGCUGCGGGACCCCCGGGCCAGGCUUCAGCUCCCGCAGCCUCACAAGCUGCGAGGCGGCCGGCACCAUCCCCAAGGUAACCGUGAACUCCAGCCUGCUGGUGCCCCUGGACCUCAAAGUGGACCCAGCCAUCCAGCAGCAGAAGAACCAGGAGAAGGAGGAGAUGAAGGUCCUCAAUGAUAAAUUUGCCUCCCUGAUUGGCAAGGUGCAAGCCCUGGAGCAGCGCAACCAGCUGCUAGAGACCCGCUGGCGCUUCCUGCAAGGCCAGGACUCGGGCACCUUCGACCUCGGGCACCACUAUGAGGAGUACCAGGGCCGGCUGCAGGAGGAGCUGCGCAAGGUGAGCCAGGAGCGGGGACAGCUGGAGGCCAACCUGCUGCAGGUGCUCGAGAAGGUCGAGGAGUUUCGGAUCAGGUAUGAGGAGGAGAUCUCCAGGCGCACAGACAUGGAGUUCACCUUCGUGCAGCUGAAGAAGGACCUGGAUGCCGAGUGCCUUCGUCGGACCGAGCUGGAGACCAAGCUCAAAGGCUUGCAGAGCUUCGUGGAGCUGAUGAGAAGCAUCUACGAGCAGGAGCUGAAGGACCUGGCAGCCCAAGUGAAGGACGUGUCGGUGACCGUGGGCGUGGACAGCCGCUGCCCCGUGGACCUGAGCGGCAUCGUGGAGGAGGUGAAGGUGCAGUACGACGCCAUCGCGGCCCGCAGCCUGGAGGAAGCCGAGGCCCACUCCCGGAGACAGCUGGAGGAGCGGGUCGCCUGCGCAGCUGGGUUUGGGAGCAGCCUCCAGACCAGCCGCGGUGAGAUCGCGGACCUCAACGUGCGCAUCCAGAAGCUUCGAUCCCAGAUCCUCUCCAUCAAGAGCCACUGCCUGAAGCUGGAGGAGAGCAUCAAGGCGGCCGAGGAGCAGGGCGAGCUGACCUUCCAGGACGCCAAGCACAAGCUGGCCCAGCUGGAGGCCGCCCUGCACCAGGCCAAGCAGGACAUGGCCCGGCAGCUGCGCGAGUACCAGGAGCUCAUGAACACCAAGCUGGCCCUGGACAUCGAGAUCGCCACCUACCGCAAGCUGGUGGAGGGCGAGGAGUGCAGGAUGGACCUGCCUUCGGCCGCCGUGGUCAGCGUGGUGCAGUCCAGAUCCAGACCCGCGGCCUCCAAGCCCGGCCUUGCGGCGAGGGCUCCCUCCCGGAAAAAGAAGAACAAAAAAGGCCCCGUGAUCAAAAUCACUGAAAUGUCUGAGAAGUUCCUGUCGCAGGAGUCCGAGGUCUCAGAGUAAGGCAGCGGGACCCAGGCGCCCGGGUCCCUCCCGGCCGCCCGAGGGCCUCCAGCCAGACUCAGGCCGUGGUGUGGAGCCUGAUCCGGGACUGAAAGGGAGGGGGUUCAAAGCCGGGGCUGCUUUUCUGUGGGUUGCGGGGAGCUGGGGGGCACACGGGAGUGUCCCCGGCCAUUCAGAAGCAGCCGCUCCAUCUCAAUGUUUCAGCCCUACCCUUCCAACCUCUGGCCAGACUGGGUAAACUGGAAUGGGGGUCAGGUGUAUCUCCACCUCCUUUCCCCUCUGAGGCUCCUCCCCAAACAGAGGGCUCUGACCAAGGAACCUUUGACCCCUUUUGCCCAACCCUUGCCCUAAACUCACUUAUCAAGCCUCACCUUGCCUCUGCCUCAGGACCGAGGCUGGCGCCCUCGUCCACCCACCCCCAGCCAGUCAGGGAUCAGGAGCCGAGGAGGGCGGCUUGGGCCCCCUCCCCACAUCCGGAGCUCCUGCAGAGGCUGGGUGCUGAGCACCACCUGGGGCCCCCCAGAGACCUGACAGUAUUAGGGAGUGAAGGGAGGGAGCUCCCCAGGUGUGUGGGACCUGAGCCUGGACCUCUGAGGUCAGCCCAGACAUGCGUGCCCCUUCCCUCCUCCCGCGGGGCCCUCACGGUGGGCCAGUCAGGGUUGCACAGGCUGCCCAGGCAGCUCCUGGCUCCUUCUCCAGAAGCUCUUCUUGCCAUGAUAAAACCAAACCCCCUGUGAGAGGGAGGCCAGAUGGCAGCCUGACACCAGGCAGGGGAAUCUGGCCCUCUCUUCCCCUCCCUGCCAUCCCGGGGUUCACCACCCAGCCCAGGGUGCAAGCUCUCUGCCCCCCUGCUCCCCCACCACACAUACCCCUCCCCACGCCUAGGCGAUUCCCAAGCCUGAAUCCUGGCUUUGGUGUCCCAGGCCCUGGAGACCCCUAGCGCCACCUCCACCACAAAACCCUGGGCCAUUUCCCACAAAUCCCAACUCUCGGGGUCCCUGUUCUCUCCAUCAGGCCAAACAGCCCGGCCCGCCCCUCCACCCCUUCUUCAUUUACUGAGGAGCCCGGCACAUCCCACACCUGUGGGGUUAGAGCUCCUUCUUCUCUUCCCCGUCCGCCCCCGCCUCCUACAAAGCCCACUCCCCUGCCUGCCCCGGCGGGGUGGGGGGCGCGUGAAGAAGGCACAGUCCAGGCAGGUCUGGGAGUCUCUGAGCCCUUCCCGUUGGGCUGGGGAGCCCCAGUGACAACCAAAAAGGAAUUCGGCAUCCAAAGAGAAGAUCUGGUGCUGGGAGGAGCAUGCCUCUUUCCUCAUCUUGGCUCUCACUUUUGGGGCUUGCAUGGGGAUCCUGGCAGCUCCGGCCGCCCCCUCCACCACCCACCCUCCCCCCCCAGCCCUCUCCCUCCCUGCCCCUCGCCCCAUCCCUCUGCUGACCCCAGUCUUCAAUUCCUUCAUCUCACUUUCCGGGACAUGUCCCCCAAGGCCUCGGCCCCAGCAAGGCCUCAAGGUCCUCCACGCCUGUGGGGGAAUGUCAGGCUGGAGGGAACUCAGACAUACACUCAUCCCUGAAGUCCCAAAAGGGUGCUGAUUGCUGCUUUUUCUCUGCCUAUUUAUUGGUUUCCGAGGGAGCAAAUCCUCAGUGGGGAUACGAGAUAUAUAAAGUAUAUAUAUAUAUAUAUUAUUUUUCAUAACUUAUGUGGCUUUUAACUUAUUGCUUCCCUUCCUGUUUCUGCAUAUCAGUGCUGUAUUUACUAUCUGGGCAGACAACACGUAUCCCAGCCACCCCACCUGGCUGGCUGACUAUCCUGAGGGCAAUGCCCCCGCCUCCUGCCAAGGGAUGAAUAAAGUGCUGAGAUUUGUCCAUGGA